AUGCGUUUCCUCAGUAAUGCCCUUCUGUUCUUAACGACCAGUACCCUUUUCCUCGCAAGCACUCUCGCCAUUGAGAGGCAGGAAUGUGGCUCAUACGCAUCCGCUGACAAGAUAGAAGCCUCAGAGCUGGCAAUCAAAGCUCAUGCUGCAGAGUUUCGUCAAGGGCGCCGCGCGGAGAUGAAGGACUACGUUUUCGAUGUGUAUUUUAAUGUGAUUGCGAAGAACAUGUCGUUAGCCGGGGGAUGGGUGCCACAAAAGCAGAUCGACGACCAGAUGGCGUUGCUGAACAAGGCGUAUGUGGGGACAGGCAUUUCGUGGAAACUCGUCAACGUCACCCGCGUCCUGAGUCGUUACUGGCAUGAAACUGUGACUCUUGGAGAGCCACAAGCUAUCCAAAUGGCGCGUUCCUUUAGAAAAGGAAAAUCCACCGCAUUUAACGUUUAUACUGUCGGUUUCUACACAGAGGCUUUGAACGGAUACUCCGCGUUCCCUAUCGACUAUCGCACAGACCCAUAUGAAGACGGUUGUGUGCUGCUCUUCGAGACACUUCCAGGAGGCGUCAGCAGGGAACGCCAGGGCGGCACGCUCAUCCACGAAGCUGGUCACUGGCUCGGGUUGUACCACACGUUCCAGGGUGGUUGCGUAGGUCUAGGAGAUCGCGUUGCAGACACCCCGCCCAGUUUGAAAGCAUCAUCUGGUUGCCCCGACUUUGUCGACUCGUGUCCUGGAGACGGGCCUGAUCCAAUCCACAACUACAUGGAUUACACAAAUGAUACAUGCCGCACCGAGUUCACCCCCGGCCAGAUCCAACGCAUCCAGGACUCGAUGGCGACGUAUCGCAGUGACCCAACGAUCUGA
Messenger RNA from Psilocybe cubensis, 858 nucleotides. RefSeq names its product Extracellular metalloprotease. The coding region runs from base 1 to 858 and encodes 285 amino acids. NCBI's taxonomy places the organism in Eukaryota, Fungi, Basidiomycota, Agaricomycetes, Agaricales, Agrocybaceae. Gene Ontology annotation, molecular function: metallopeptidase activity. The transcript is spliced from 7 exons. The record is from RefSeq and is a predicted model, not a curated record.